AGAAAUUGGUCUGCAAAUGAAAAUCUUGAUUGCAGUCUACCCGGGCUAGAGGUGCUCUGCAAAUGGCAGCGUUUUAAUCCACUACUGGAUCCUUACCUCCCUGUGUAUCAACCCUGGCUCUGCCAUGAGUGCCUCACCCCUGCCAUUUGUGGUUGGAACAAACACUGUGGAAGAGCAGCGGGCUCGAUGGGAGAGGAAGCGCAGCAGGACAGCCAAGGAACUGCUGGAAACGGAGCACAAAUACCUUGAGCAGCUGGAUUUGGUGCUCACAUACUUUGUGACAAUUUUAAAGGCCAAAGGGACGCUGAAACCUUCUGUGUUGGAAACUAUAUUUGGACCCCUGGACUCCUUAUAUUCAGCCAGCCAUGUUCUGUCACUUCAUCUGGAGAAAGGGAAUUUGGGACCGGGACUAGAAAAUUUUUGUCAGAGUCUGGAUCUUUAUGGCCACUAUGCUGAGAAUUUGGAGCAGGCAAAUAAAACCUUGAAGGAGCAAGUGAGGAAAAAUAAGUCAUUCCGGCGGUUUAAGAAACUCCAGGAGACUCGACCUCAGUUUCAAGGGAGGGAAUUAGAGGAUCUGCUUCCUUUGCCCCUGCAGAGGCUGCACCAGUACAAGCAUUUCUUCAGAGAUCUACUGGAGAACACCAGCCCAGACACUGCUGAGUACCAGAAACUUGCAAAGGCUGUGAAAUCUGUUUGUGAGGUAUCUCACUGGGUCCAAGACAUCUUUGAUAAGAGAGAGAACUCCUUGCAGCUACUUCGGGUUCAGAAACUGCUCAAAGGACAAAAGACUCAGGUUCUGAGUCCAGGGCGCUGGUAUAUCCGGGAAGGCUGGCUUUUGGUGGUGCCUUCCAAGGGAGAAGAGCUGAAGCGCAGAAUGUUCUUCCUGUUCUCUGAUAUCCUCGUUGCAGCGAAGCCCUGCCACCCACUGCACCUGCUGAACUCCAACAAGCUGUCCUGCCAGGCUGUCUACCCGCUCCACCAGUGCUCGGUGGAUAAAGUGUUUGGCCACACGUGGAGCCAGGGAGGGCUCCUCAGUCUCUCCUUUCCACACAAGACACUGCUGUUGAUGUCCAGCAACCAACAAGAGAUCAAUGACUGGUACCAGAGUCUCAAAGCUGCAGUCAGGCAGAUGAAAGCCUGACCCACCUGAGUACAAGACAGAUUAGCAGGACAACCACCCUCAUGGCAGAAGCUUUUACAAUCUUAUAAAACGUUCAAGGACACUUAGUAACACUGAAUUGAGGAUUACACACCGUGUUUGUGAGAUAAUGAAUGCUUUGUUAGCCACCCUCAUUGUUCACAGAUACUGCAAAAAAAAAGCAUUUGUACAUAAAAAAACAUGUAUCAAGGAUUUCCCCCAAUUUAGCUUAAAAACUUCUAGCUUUUUUGCACUUUCGUAAAUUCAUUAUUAACUUAAGGUUAAGCAGAUGAGAGUGUGACUUGUUUUCCCUCAUGAAAUGUGUUUUUAAAGGUAUUUUUGUAUUUUGUUAAAGCCUUAGCAUGGACUUCUAAUAAAGUGGGAGCUGUGCAGCAGCUGGGUUCAGAAAACAGCUAUUUGAAUAUGGUCAACUGCU
Molecule: messenger RNA, 1574 nt
Organism: Ficedula albicollis (Collared flycatcher)
Lineage: Eukaryota; Metazoa; Chordata; Aves; Passeriformes; Muscicapidae
Gene: ARHGEF39
Product: Rho guanine nucleotide exchange factor 39
Exons: 10
Coding region: 125-1141 (338 amino acids)
Biological process (GO): positive regulation of cell migration
Cellular component (GO): plasma membrane
Molecular function (GO): guanyl-nucleotide exchange factor activity
Source: RefSeq, a predicted model, not a curated record